GGUUGUAAAGCCACAGCACUAAUGCGAUAGAGCGUGGUAGCCUAGAUCGCACUUAAACGCUUUGAGUCAUUGAGCUGACACAGAAGAACAAACAUGGGCAGCCAAUGCUCUACACACAAGAGGGGUCAAAGGCAAAACAACAAAUCUGACCAAAAGAAAAAGGUUGUUUGCAGCACAGAGGAAAGUGGAGCAAAUUCCUCCCUCCUAAGACGGCCGUCUGUGCAGGGGCUGGGGACUGCAUUGAAGGAAGCAGAAGAGCAUUUAUCCAGACAUGCAGAAGAAACAUCUGGAAAAAACAACUGUAGUGAGAACAGCAGUGCACAUGACUGUGCUACUGCUGAAGUUAACACCUUCAGUCCUUGCUUCAGCAACAAAAAUGAAGCUGACUGGGUGGACAGCAACAGGUCUAAGCUCAUUCAAAGCGUCACUUUAGUGAUGCCAAUAGCAGAUGAAAUGAGACAGCAAAAAAUGAUCCAUAAAGAGACCUACAACAAAAUUGAUGCUGCAACAACAAGCCAGGACAAGAUGAGGGAACUCUAUAACGCCCUGACUACUCAAGAAGUCAAAUCUGCUUUCUACAGAAGCCUCCAAGAAAUUCAGCCGGAGACAUGUGAAACAGAAGAUGUCAUCAAGGAGGUCAUCAAAAAGAACAAAGAAUAUCUGAGGCAGAAGUGUCAGUGGCAGCGGGAAGGCACUGAAAAGACUUCUAUUGAGGAAAAAUCAUUGGAUAAAAUUUACACAGAGCUUCACAUUAUAAAAGGAGAGAGUGAACAUGUCAAUAAACAACAUGAGAUCUGGGAGAUUGAAGAUAAAGCGAGGAAUCAAACUGUUGAGGGUACAAAAAUCAACUGUAAUGACAUCUUCAAGCAUGAGCAAGACGACAAAGAAGUGAAAGCAAUCAGGACUGUGAUGACAAAGGGGAUCGCUGGCAUUGGAAAAACUGUCUCUGUGAAGAAGUUCAUCCUUGACUGGGCAGAUGGAAAAGCCAAUCAGGACUUGGACUUCAUCUUUAUGUUUCCAUUCAGGGAGCUAAAUUUGGUCCAAGAUGAUCAGAUUAGCUUUGAGAACCUUGUGAAAACAUUCCAUCCAGAACUUAAAACCAUAGCAGUUGCGAGAGCUUUGGCUGAUCGUAAAGUUUUGUUCAUCUUUGAUGGUCUCGAUGAAAGUCAACUUCAGCUGAAAUUCAAAAUGACCACAGUACUGGAUGAUGCUACGAAGGUGUCCUCAGUGGACACUCUGGUGACCAACCUUAUCAGGAAAUAUCUUCUUCCCUCUGCACUUGUUUGGAUUACCUCAAGACCAGGAGCAGUUCAACGCAUUCCUCGUAAGGAUGUCGACCAGUGGACCGAGGUCAGAGGAUUUGAUGAUCCACAAAAAAUAGAGUACUUCAGAAAGAGAGUUGAGGACAAAGCAGUCGCUGAAAAAAUAAUUGAACACAUAACAAUGUCACGGAGCCUGUACAUUAUGUGUCACAUACCUAUCUUCUGUUGGAUUGCUGUACAUGUUUUUGAGUAUUUGAUGCGUAAAAUGAGAAACACCAAAGAUGGAAACCAAAAAAUACCCACAACUCUUACUGGGAUGUACACACACUUCCUUCUUAUUCAGAUGACGAUAGCUAAUGAAAAAUAUGGCGACCAGGAAGACCAGGAAGAGCCUGAUACAGCAGAGCUUUUUAAGUCAAAUGAAGAGUUUAUUUUGAAAUUAGGCAGGUUGGCCUUUGAGCAACUGGAAAAGAGCAAGAUCAUAUUCACUGCUAAAGAUCUGGAGAAGUAUGACAUAGAUAUAAGGAAAGCUGGAGUUUACUGCGGGUUGUGUACAGCAAUAUUCAAAGAAGAGAGCGUGUUCCUAACAAAGAAACUUUACUGCUUUGUGCAUCUGACAGUUCAAGAGUAUUUUGCUGCUCUCUUUGUAUAUCACAGUUUUGCAAACAAAAAAAUCGAUUCUGAAAGUCUCAAGGAUUUCAUGCUAAAAGGGUCUGAUGAAGAGCUCAAGUCUAUCUUGGAAACAGUUCCAGUGGAUCUACCUUUAAAUGAACUGAUUGAAAUUACAAUAGCUAAUUCAACUCUGAGAACGACCGGAGAACUGGACAUGUUCCUCAGGUUCCUUAUUGGCUUGUCUCUACAAUCAUCAGAAGAACCACUUCAAAGUCUGAUUCAGCAGACUGAAGAGCAUUCAACAAAUAUUGAAGAAAUUCGGUCAAGUCUAUUAGAAAUAGAUUUGUUUGACUGCUCAGCUGAAAGAUGUCUAAACCUUGUCCACUGCCUGACUGAGUUGAAAGACAGUUCCCUACAUGAAUCAGUACGAAAGUAUCUGAAAACAAAUUGUUUUCCUGAAUCACCGCUCUCUCCUGUUGAGUGUUCAGCUCUGGCUGACUUGAUUCUGAUGUCAAACACGCCUCUGGAUGAAUUCAAUCUCAAGAAAUACAGACCAUCAGGAAAAGGUAUCUUUAGACUUCUUCCAGCUGUGAGGAACUGCAAAAAGGCAAGAAUCUCAGGCUUGGAUCUUAGUGUUUCGGAAUAUAAAACGAUCUCUUCAGCUCUUUGCAUACCACACUCUGUGUUAACUGAGCUGCACUUAGUCAAUAACACAAGCAGGGACUAUCAAGGUGCAGAAAUCUUGGCUGACGGACUAAAAUAUUCUCAGUGUAAACUAGAGGCUCUAAGUCUUUCUGGUGAAGAACUCUCAGAACAACAGGCUGAAGAUUUGGCAUCAGCCAUCCAAUCAUUAAUCUCAAAUCUAAGAGAACUGGAGUUGAGUGGCAACAUCCUGAGGGACUCACUAUGUUCUGUGCUGUCAGUUGGAUUAAGAUCCCAGAAACUGGAGAAGCUCAGACUGAACCGAAAUCCAAAGCCUGAAAAAAUCUGCGAAGAGUUAGUGGCAGCAUUCAAAUCCAGCACCUGUUAUCUGAGAGAGCUGCAACUGAACUACGUCAAUUUUAAAGACUCAGAAAUGAAGAAACUGUCAGCUGAGCUGAUGAGCACGAAAUGUAAACUGGAGGCAUUAAGUCUCACUCACAACAAAGUCACAGAGAAAGGCUGUGAGAUGCUGGCCUCAGCACUCAGCUCCAGACCUCCCCACCUGAAAGAGUUGGACCUGAGCUACAAUGACCUACAAGACUCGGGGGUGAUGGCACUGUGCAAUGCACUGACAGGUUUAAAAACACUCAGGCUAUCAUUUUGUAAAGUGACAGACGAUGGAGGCUCCUCUUUGGUCUCAGCUCUAAACUUGAAACCCUGCAGUCUCAAAGAUCUGGACCUCAGCUUUAAUAACCUCACUGAUGACAUAGUUCAGAUGCUGAAGGAAAAACAGAGGGAUUCAUGCUGCAGUCUGGAAAAACUCAAUGUGGACCAAAACGCAGGAUGCUGGGUUGAUCUGAAGCUGCUGAAACAGUUUGCCUGUGACCUAACACUUGACCCAAACACAGCAGGUGUGAAUAUUAUUUUAACCAAGAAGAACAGAAUGGCAGAAUAUGCCCCAGAGAAGCAACCGUAUCCUGAUCAUCCAGACAGAUUUAAUACCCUCCAGGUUCUCUGUGAAGAAGGUCUGACAGGUCGCCAUUACUGGGAGGCUAAGUGUUUUCAAGCUAACGUUGGAGUGGCAUAUAAAAGCAUUGACCGGGAGGGAGACGUUGCCUCUGACUAUUCAUUGGGAAAGAAUGAAAAGUCUUGGUGCUGGAUGAAUGAUGGUUGUUUUUAUCAUAACAAUUCCUGUAUAAACUUUGUAGACUUUGCAGCACUUUAUAGUCCUAUCAUAGGAGUUUACCUGGACUGGCCGGCAGGGAUUUUGUCCUUCUUUGGAGUCUCUCCUGAUACAGUUACCCACCUGUACACCGUGCACACAACCUUCACUGAACCACUCCAUGCUGGUUUCAGUCUGGAUAAUGGAUCAGUUUACCUCUGUAAAAUUAAGUAGGUAGACAUUUUGGAUGAAAGGAAAGGGACCCUAUACAGUUUACCAUACACUGCAUUACAGUAUACUACAGCCCUGUCACACAUGGAACAAGUAAGCCGGUUGGCUAUGUGAUCGUGGCUUUGAUUAUUUUUUUAAUGUCUGUCAGGGUCAUAUCCAGACAUACCAAGAGUAGCAAUAUAUACACACAAAACUGAUGGAGAAAGACUCUUUGCAUUGUCAGUGUCAGCAUUAGUUAACUGUACUUUUUUUGUAUUUAGCUCUCCCUUUUUUUGACACCACAAGCAAUGUCUGGAAAGGUGCUGUACUUAAUUUAAAAAAAAAAAAAUCACUUUUGUUCAUUUUAUUUUCUUGCACCUCAUACACUACAGCUGGAUCACCCCAGAAUUGGGAAUGAUAGCGAUGCAGAACUGCCAAAAAAAAAAAAAAGUAUUGUUAUUCUUUGCACACUUCAUGAUUCGAUUUCCCUGGAAAUAGGUGAACCUCACCCUAAAGGCUUUUAUUGGUUGGACUGCAUUCCUUGUGACACUCCUCUUUACUUAUCUACUUUGACUGACUAGGGUGAAGGGAAAAGACAUAUCAGACUUUGUUGGUUUUAGGAAGAAUAUUUAUUACUCAAACACAAGAUAUAAGAAUCAAAAACUGACUUAAGACUAAUAGAAGCAAAAUGCUGGUUAUAUUGGUGUUGGCAAUUCAAAGCCUAAACUAAAUCAUUCAAUCACUGUGUUUCUCUUUGGUUACUAAAGUACAAUGGAAAAUCUGAAUGCAAAUAACUUCCUGCCUAAACUAAAGUACAGCCAUGUGUCUAAAUAAAAGGUGAUCUAAAGAAUUUGUAGUGCGAUUCGAGGGUGCAUGACUGUGUUUCUAAACCUGUCCCAGCCCCAGGCAGUGACACAAUUAACUCUGCCUUGUACCUGAGCUCAUUUGUCAUAGUCGUACAUUCUCCAAAUGUCUGUCUGUUCACAAACUAAAUAGGAAUUUCAGACAAGAGGCACAAAGGGGUGACUGCUCACAUUAAAUCCAAGACCAUGUCACUGAGUGAACUUUUAAUAAGAGGAGAUCUUUAGGAUGAAUUGAACAUAAUUUAUUGAUAAACAGAAUUGAAACAGAAUUGGACUCUGAUGGCUAAAUAGAUCCAGACCAUUUAUAGGGCAGGACCCCACCCGGAGUGGAGAUGCUGGUGAUGGUGAUGAAGAUAGAGACUUGGAUAGAGCUCUGAGUAAGGUGGGUUGAAGCAGAGAUGGAGAGGAGGUGGGUUGCGGGAAGUAGUCAGAGGAACCGUGAGAUUUAAAGUAUGUGAAGUGGAGGCUGAUUGGCUUGAAAGCGGCAGGUUGAAAGAUGAUUGGACUCGACCUGAGCUUGAUGGUUUGGGAAAGUGGAAGUGGUGAUAGAUGUGUGAUUAUUGAUCUGGCAAUAACCAGAUGGAUCUCCUGAUUGGUGGGCUGGACUGGGCUGUUUACCAAAAAUCAGUUCAGCCAGGAAGCCAAAUGACUAGGACACGAUUCACGGGAUCAUAGUUGAGGGACUGCAGAGCAGGAUCUACAGAAACACUGGUGAGUUAGGCAGACGGGGAUGACAAUUAGACCCAAAAUACACAAACAUCUGUAGUCUUUACCUGGAACCUACAAUUCAGACUUAUGACAUAUUGAAAGUGAUAUAUGAAUGUCACCAUGUCCAAAUGUUGUAAUGACUUGUACCAUUAUUAUUAUGGAAUUGUGACCAUGGCACUAAAUAACCCUGAUCUGAUUUUAUGAGGCUGAUGGCAGGAGUCUGUGAACAUCAGGCCAAUACUGAUGUGAAGCUUUAAGUUUUUUAAUUUAUUGAGAAAGCGUGUGGUGUGCAGCUCAUAUCUUGCAACACUUCAUCGAUAUUAACAUUUCACUCUCGCUACUCCUUUUUGUUCCAUUGCUUCAUA
Neolamprologus brichardi is the source of this 5824-nucleotide messenger RNA. Its product is annotated as NACHT, LRR and PYD domains-containing protein 3-like. NCBI's taxonomy places the organism in Eukaryota, Metazoa, Chordata, Actinopteri, Cichliformes, Cichlidae. Gene Ontology annotation, biological process: regulation of apoptotic process. The record is from RefSeq and is a predicted model, not a curated record. Gene Ontology annotation, molecular function: protein binding.